AUGCCCGUCCCGGUGCCGGAGGACGCUUCCUGCUACGGUUCCAUGGGGAACUCAUGGAACCGGCUACGAUCCUCCUCAAGCGCUCCAGCCGUCCUGCGUCCAGUUUUCGCCGGCGAACCGUACGACGUCGUCCCCUUGGUCCCGAGCGUGCCCCGGGUGGUAGUCGACGCCCCGAUCUCCAAGGCUCUGGCCAAGCUGUGGGCGCUGACGGGGCGGCCGCCGUCGUGGGCGUACGUGCACGCCGGCGACGAGCUCGUGCUCGACGUGAGGAAGUCCCCGUUCCUGAAGCACGCGUGCGACGUGCUGGGGUUCCAAAACCUGGACUCGUGCCUGCACCUGCUCGACGGCCGCGAGGGCGCCGCCGCCGCGUUCCGGCCCGGCGCGCGCUGGGACCUGGCGCUGGUGAACAACUCCGGCAUGCUACGCGACGAGGCGCGCAUCCCGGCAUGGUGGCACUUGCCGGCGAACAAGGGGCUCGUGCGCGACGCGCUGGGCUGGUGGGUGGUGGCAGAGCGGGAGCACGACGACCUGCCGGUGCCGGACGACCGGUUGCCUCUGUCAGAGCUUGACUGA
Setaria italica (foxtail millet) is the source of this 573-nucleotide messenger RNA. Its product is annotated as phospholipase A1-Igamma2, chloroplastic-like. Gene Ontology annotation, molecular function: glycerophospholipid phospholipase A1 activity. NCBI's taxonomy places the organism in Eukaryota, Viridiplantae, Streptophyta, Magnoliopsida, Poales, Poaceae. The transcript has 2 exons. The coding region runs from base 1 to 573 and encodes 190 amino acids. The record is from RefSeq and is a predicted model, not a curated record.